AUGAGUGCCACCCCUUUCGGCCCCUCUCAGGGCUCAUCUAAUGGAUCACAACUGUUGUCCCAAAAGAGAGAACACUUUACUUCUCCACAUAUCCGCGCCACUGCCCAUGCGGUGUGUAGUGCAGAUAUGUCGAACUAUCCUAAAUUUUGUGAAGUGGUCUCUGAUUUAGCUUCUGCAGCUCGGGAUGCUCGUCAAGCAGAACGGAUUGUUGAAGAAUUACGUCGCAUUACUACCGAUAUUCGAGACGGGGUUCCUUUAAGUCCUCAGGAAUUUAUUCUUUUUUUGCGAGAGUACGUGACGUGCCGAGAGCUUUUGUUGCCGAUGGUUUCACAUAUUGAGAGGGUCUCAGGUACCCCCCUUGGCCAGACGCUCGCCUUGACCUCACAACUCGAUCAGUUGUGCACGGAGUCUGGCGUGUUGUCGAUACAAAUUUUCCCGAUUCUAAAGAAAAUUCACUGUUUCUUUAUGCAAAUGAUUCCCUUGGAGGCAGAAUGUGAUUUCCUGAUGCAAGUGAAUCGCGACCAAAUACUCCAUACUCUCAUGCGCUUUCUAUGCAAGCUCCUUGAGAAGGGCCUGGUUGCAAUGAGGGCGUAUCAGCGCCAUGUAGGACCUCUCCGGGUGGACUCAAAUAAACCUGAGGGUACCUCCAAGGUUGUCGCAACCAACGGCUCCGCUAACAUUGACGGUGAAAAGCCCAAAAUGACCCCUGAGAGUCGAGGUCAAAUGCAGUUGGAAAAGGGUUGCACCAUCGUGGAAACUGUGAUUCUGGAGCCGGAUGUGAAAGCUGUAUUUCAGGAAAUAAUUUCAGAAGCACUUGCGUGCAAACCCCUCUUUGACGUCAUGCCGUACGAUCUAGCAGACACUUUCUGCGACAUCCACGCGGAUCUACAAGUCCACUUUGCGCACAUAUGCUGGUAUCUCAAGGCAACGUCAAGGAGCUCAAGCGAAGAUAGUCUUACCCAAGCGAACGAUGCAUUCGAUGGGGGGAUGGCUAAAUUGAGCGAUCUCUCCGUUCUUCGAAUGUGGUCGGCUGCAGUUGGGGUCCAACCGGCGUGCGAGGCGCAGCUCUUUAAAGAGACCCUGCUACCAAAGCUCGGGCCUGAAUGGUUGUGGGAUCCGCUCAUGGAGGUGCUCAACUACAAAAACUGUGGGGUGGUGUCGUUCUUCUCCCUCAAUAGGCUGCUGAAGGUAUGGGGACCACUGGUUGUGAUGGAGGAGAACUUUGGACAGGGCAUCCAGCGAGGGUCCCUAUGCCUGACCAAGCCUUUUGAGUAUUGGCGGUGGAUGUUCGCACGCCGGCCGGAUGCCGCUGCGGGGGAUUACCUCGUCGCCCUUACGGAGACCCCUGGCGAGGUGUACGUGAUAGUGUUGAACAGGCCGCAAUCCGCCAAAGGUGCUGCCCACGGCGUAAGGCAUGGCUCGAGUCCCUUUAGUCGACCCCCUUCCAUCACGAACGCGGAGAAAGCAGAGCUGCCAGGGGCGGCCUCCGAUCUUCGCCUGGCGAGCUACCCCCUCUCCCAAGAAACCGGGUUAUGGGUGAUUGUGGGGAUGGCACGCAAGAUGUUUGAUUCCAUCGUGGAGGCCUGUGAUGCGUUUCCGAUUUUAUUCUGUAGGCCGUGUGGGGAGCGGUACGUGGAGCUCUCGGUGGGAGGGGAUCCAGGCUCGUCGCGAUCGAUCGGGGGCGGUCGGAGGUCCACGCCUUUCCAUCCCUCGACCGGCUCGAUGGAAGGCCUCGCCUUGCAUCACGCCUGCUAUUAUGGCAACGCGCGUUACGUGCAGAUGCUCCUUCUGCAUGGGGCCGCCACGAUUGUGAACUGCGCGGUGGUCGACCUCAUCGUGAGCCCCGGCUUCUGCUGGACGCCCCUCCUGUGCGCGGUGAACACCCCAAACUCCGAUCCGGUGGAGGUGGUGCGGAUGUUGUUGGAUGCAGGGGCGGAUCCGAAUUGCAAGGAUGACGCCGAGUGCACGGCGCUUUACUACGCCAUUGCGAACGGCUACGCGGGGUCUGUGGCGCUUCUGCUAGAGCGCUGCCCGACAUUGUCGAGCUCCCCGGUGACGAUACCCUUGUUUAUGGCGCUCGGCGCGAACUGGUUUCUGCCGCGCAGCAGCGAUAUCCGGCGACUCGCGGACCUGAUCCCGCUCGCAAGCGUCGUCGCCGCCGUUCUCACGACGGUUCACGAGUAUGAUCUGGUUUACCUCGCCGUGCGCAUUCUGCAGCGAAUCAUGUUCGCACCCAGAGAAGUUCAUGAAGGCGCUAAAGGCAUAGAAGAGUUUCAAGAGACUGAGACGUCGGUUGCCAAUAUCAGCGAACCAUACUCCUCUUCGGACUGGGGUUCCCCAGACGCGCAACUGGUGCUAAAGUAUCUGCCUAUGGGACAUGAGGCGUUGGAAAUCCAUACCGACGAUGAGAUAUCCUCCCUAACUCAGAUAAUACGAAGCCACGACUUGCUCUGUCGUGCUCAACCCUUGCAAAUGCAGAUGGUACUGCGGGCGCUGUAUGAUCGUUGCUUUCUCCUCUCGGUUCGGAACACGUUCAGUGAAAGUAGGGAUGUGCCUAAUGCGCAUACUUCUUCGAACGCUCAAUGA
Molecule: messenger RNA, 2586 nt
Organism: Phytomonas sp. EM1
Lineage: Eukaryota; Euglenozoa; Kinetoplastea; Trypanosomatida; Trypanosomatidae
Source: the annotation of a GenBank genome assembly